Molecule: messenger RNA, 252 nt
Organism: Adineta steineri
Lineage: Eukaryota; Metazoa; Rotifera; Eurotatoria; Adinetida; Adinetidae
Source: the annotation of a GenBank genome assembly
AUGCUUUUAUUAAUUACUAUUGCAAUAUUUUGUUCAAAUAAUGUUGAAAGUAGAAAUCUUCGUGAAAAAUUAGAAGGUUUAUCAGCAUCUCGCCUUCAAUAUGUUCCAAUUGGUGAUGAUCAAAUCAAUGGUGACAGUAGCAAUGAAGAUGAUCGUGAAGCAUAUAUGCAUACAAAACGAAAAAGUGAACUUUUGUCAUCCUUAUAUGGUUUACCAUAUGCUCUUGUUCAUGGUAAACGAAAAGCAAAUUAA